Molecule: messenger RNA, 1864 nt
Organism: Gymnodraco acuticeps
Lineage: Eukaryota; Metazoa; Chordata; Actinopteri; Perciformes; Bathydraconidae
Gene: pdzd11
Product: PDZ domain containing 11
Exons: 6
Coding region: 126-554 (142 amino acids)
Biological process (GO): protein localization to basolateral plasma membrane; maintenance of epithelial cell apical/basal polarity; neurotransmitter secretion
Cellular component (GO): basolateral plasma membrane; synapse; cell-cell junction
Molecular function (GO): protein binding
Source: RefSeq, a predicted model, not a curated record
CCUCCACACCAGCAGGUGACGCUGUACCACAGAAUACCAGUAAUUGUUUAAUGCAACACAAAAAAGGCUUGUUGCUGUUGCUAGCUGGUUGCUAGCCUUCAGUCUAGCAGGUGCUUUUAUAAACAAUGGAUCAGAAAAUUCCUUAUGAUGACUACCAGCUCCCAGUGGUAUUCCUGCCUUCUUAUGAAAACCCACCAGCAUGGAUACCCACACAGGAGCGGGUUCAACACCCUGACUACAACAAUGAGCUCACCCAGUUCCUGCCUCGUACUGUCGUAUUAAAGAAACCUCCCGGAGCACAGCUGGGCUUCAACAUCCGAGGGGGCAAGGCUUCACAGCUUGGCAUCUUCAUUUCCAAGGUGGUCCCAGACUCAGAUGCCCACAGAGCAGGACUACAAGAGGGAGACCAGGUUCUGUCUGUGAAUGAGGUGGAUUUCCAAGACAUAGAGCACUCAAGAGCUGUAGAGAUUCUGAAGACUGCGCGAGAGAUACUGAUGAGGGUUCGCUUCUUUCCUUACAACUACCAAAGGCAGAAGGAGAGGACUGUACAUUAGGUGGCAGUAAAGAGAGAGAGUUGUACAGUUGCGUCACCACACGUCACUACCCUCCUCCCACAGACUCUGGCCGUCUCAGCGUCAAGAUGUAUGACUAACUCCCUCACUCACAGUCCUCACUGUAAGGACAGCAUCUACUCUGUUUCCUCCCAUCUACUGUGAUCCAGGAUGAUUUCCAUUCCAUCAGGGUGUGUUCACAGGAAGUGAAGCAAGUUUUAGUUCAACCGACAUUUCACAUAACAAAUUAUGUAUAAUAUUUUCCGGUCAAGCAUAGCAUUUAUAGACCAUCUAUAGUUUGGUUAUCUUUCUCCUCCAUCCAUAUAAUCAGGUGUUUUUUACUGUAGCUUUUGACAUACCUCUUGAUCAAGUAGAGUAGCAUUUGUGUUUACUGAACACAUUUGCAUUGGUCACGCUUGUAUAAGGUAGAAAUGCAUAUACACUCAGUUGCUUUAUCAUGUACAGAUAGCUACAAUUAAUGCAGUCCUAUACAUAAACUUGCUGAUAAGUGUCUUCAUGAAAAGUGUUUUUGUUUAAGCCAUUUCUUAAGAAUCUCUCAAACGAGUUUGUGGAGCUUUCAAAAUAAUGUCAUGCUCAGUCAGCAUCAUGUUUCUCACUGGAAAACUGAGUGUAGAUCUAGAAAAUUACAUAACUUGGAUUUUAGUAUGCACUGACACAUGGAACAAAGACAGCAGGGCCUUACGUGUUGUAAGAGCAAAUGAUAGUGCAAGACUUCUGGUAAAUAUCACUGAUCUGAAUAUCACUGUGAAUAUCAUGUUAAUCCAGUUUUUUUAUAUUUAACAAAGUUGAGUAAUUAAAUGUUAAGAUGUGUAUAUAUAUAUUUCUGUGACUUCUAUUGGGGACCCAACUUUUUUCACGUAUUAUGGGUAUUUCAUAACCUGCUUUGGGCUAAAAAAUAUUGCAAUUAUUUAAUUUAUGAACUGUAAACUAGUGUAUAAGGUGUGGAACUGUAUAAUUAUACAUCAUAACAACAGACAGAAGACUGUCAGGUACUUUUAUCAUGUUGUACUAUGUUUUUGUAGAUGUGCUUAUCAGUAAAAUUAGCAGAGAUAAGAUAAGGGUGUAAAUGAAAUCUCCAGACAUUUCUAGAAAGCAGUUGAAUACCUCUGGAUGUUUCUCCUGCAUGCUUUUAAACAUUUAGUACAUAUGCUAUACCUGCCUGUUGCAUCUCAACUCUUUGUACACCAAUACUUUUCACUAUAGGAUUAGCUUUUGGUUUUCCAUCUGAUGAUCUUGGUUUCCAGCACUACUUUGACAUGGUAAAUGUAAUAAAACGUUUUGAACCCUUGUAA